GGGGGAAGGGGUCGUUGAAGUUGAUAGAACCGCCAUCUUGAAAAGUCUCCUCUGAUGAUCUGCCUUUUCCCGCCCGCUAGAAUCUGCUGUAAACAUAUUAUUUUGCCUUUUAUGUUCCAGAUUUCAUCGCAUUUUAUGUUUGCAACAUUUGCGGCCAGAGGUUUUACGAGCUACAUGACGGGGACUCGCCAUUUCCCGCUGUUUAUCGGUGCGUGCUGAUUGGUUCGUGGGGGCUGAGGUCAUUUCCGCUGCAUGUGUCCUGGGUCCAGGGGUUCUUCUGUCACUGCGGUCCUCAGAGCCUGUAAUGGGCCAGAACUCUCAGAGAGCACAAGCAUCAUUUUGUUUUUGACUCCCGAUUUUUACCCUCAGCUAACUGCCUCACCCAGAAGCAGCACCAUGUUCUGGAAGUUUGAUCUACACACGACGUCCCACAUCGACACCCUCCUGGAGAAGGAGGACGUGACCCUGACGGAGGUCAUGGACGAGGAGGACGUCCUGCAGGAGUGCAAGGCCCAGAACCGCAAGCUGGUGGACUUCCUGGUGCGGCCUCAGUGCAUGGAGGACCUGGUCUCCUACAUUACCCAGGAGCCCGGCGAGGACAUGGACGAGAAGAUCAGAUACAAGUACCCCAACAUAUCGUGCGAGCUGCUGACCUCGGACGUGGGCCAGGUGAACGACCGGCUGGGGGAGGACGAGAGCCUCCUGAUGAAGCUGUACAGCUUCCUGCAGAACGAGCCCCCCCUCAACCCCCUGCUUGCCAGCUUCUUCAGCAAAGUGCUCAGCAUCCUCAUCAGCAGGAAGCCCGACCAGAUAGUGGAGUUUCUGCGGAAGAGGGAGGACUUUGUGGACCUGAUGAUCAAGCACAUCGGCACGUCGGCCAUCAUGGACCUCCUGCUCCGGAUGCUGACCUGCAUCGAGCCCCAACAGCUCCGGCAGGACGUCCUAAAUUGGCUGAACGAGGAGAAGGUGGUCCAGCGGCUGGUGGACAUGGUCCAGCCCUCUCAGGACGAAGAUAGGCACUCGAACGCGUCGCAGUCCUUGUGCGAGAUCAUCCGUCUCAGCCGAGACCAGAUGUUCCAGGUGCAGGGCUGCUCGGAGCCCGACCCCCUACUGGCUACACUUGAGAAGCAGGAGACCGUAGAGCAGCUGCUGUCCAACAUCUUCGACAAGGAGAAGAACGAGUCGGCCAUCGUCAGCGUUAUUCAGAUCCUGCUGACGCUGUUCGAGACGCGGCGGCCCGCGUUCGAAGGCCACUUGGAAAUCUGCCCCCCGGGUAUGAACCACCCCUCAUUCUCGGUCAAUCAGAGCGUCCUGCAGGCAGUGAAACCACGACUGAAAGACUUCCACACACUGCUGCUGGAGCCACCAAAGAAAAAUGUGAUGAAGACCACGUGGGGGGUGCUGGACCCCCCAGUGGGGAACACUCGGCUGAACGUGGUGCGGCUGGUGGCCAGCCUGCUGCAGACCAACACUCACAUCAUCAACCUGGAGCUCAUCGACCUCAACACUGUGGGGGUCAUUCUGGAUAUGUACUUUAAAUAUAUAUGGAAUAAUUUCCUGCACAUUCAAGUGGAGAUCUGCACCGCCAUGAUCCUCGCUAUGCCUCCUGCCCAGAACGAGAACCCCGAAAUCAACAGAGACAGCGAGCAGGAGUCCGUCAGGGAAAACCACCUCGUCAAACACCUGUUCCAGAAGUGCCAGUUGAUACAGAGAAUACUUGACGCCUGGGUCUCCAAUGAGAAGGAGCAGGCCGAGGGCGGGCGGAGACGGGGUUACAUGGGUCACCUGACCAGAAUAGCCAACUCCAUCGUCCACAACAGUGACAAGGGGCCCAACAGCGCACUCAUCAUGCAGCUCAUCUCAGAGCUGCAGGAGGACGAGAGGGAGAGAUGGGAGGCCUUCGUUUCCGGCACUCUGGCGGACACAAACAAGAAGAACACUGUAGAUCUAGUAAAUACACAUCACAUCCACUCGUCCAGCGAUGACGAGGUGGACUUCAAAGACAACGGCUUUCACCAGGACUCCUCUUUACAACAAGCCUUUUCUGAUUAUCAGAUGCAACAAAUGACGUCCAAUUUUAUUGAGCAGUUCGGCUUCAAUGACGAGGAGUUCGCCGAUCAGGACGAUGUCGUGGAUAUUCCCUUUGAUAGGAUAUCAGACAUCAAUUUUUCCCUGAAUACAAAUGAAAGUGCGAACAUAGCUCUGUUUGAAGCCUGCUGUAAGGAGAAAAUCCAGCAGUUUGAGGAUAACGGAUCGGACGAGGAGGACAUCUGGGACGAGAAGGACGUGACCUUCGCACCCGAGGCUCAGAGACGUCCCCGGAGUUCGGGCAGCACGGACAGCGAGGAGAGCACAGACUCUGAGGAGGACGAGGCCAAGCGGGACCCCUUCGAGCCCAGCGGCCCCAAUGCCGACGACCGCAUGGAGGUGGACCCCGGGGAAGCUCCCACGUGGACGGCUAACUUCGACGACGUCCCCAUGGAGACGGGAAGCUCCACGGCGACCGGCGGGCCCUCCGUAACAGCCGUCGCCACGGCAGCGCCGGAGGGGUGGAGCUCGCCCAAUCAGCCGUCGGGGAAGGAGACGGGCUGGGCCGACUUCGCCGGCUUCUCCCCGGUCGCCAGUUCCAAGGGUCCUUUGAGGAGUAAUUCCCCGGUUGCCAUGGAGACCAGCACAGAGACGGUGGACCCCCUGGGCGUCAACGCACCUGUUCAGCCUGAAGGGCUGGACCAGUGGCCAAGCGAUGAGGCAUUGGGGGCGGAGCCGGUGGGCGGGACGAAGACGGAGGGGGCGGGGCUGGAGGCAGAGGAGGAGCGGACCUCUGACCGGAUCACGGAGACCGUCACCAACGGCUCCAUGAAGGAGACUGUCAGCCUUACUGUAGAUGCCAAAACCGAAACUGCUGUUUUCAAGAGAGUGUUGAAAUCCUAUCGUGAGGAAGAGAAGCUGUCUACCUCUGAAGAUGCGUCGGCGAAGUACGCCGUGCCGGAAGGAGUUGAGCCAGAGAAAAGCCCCGCCCCCACUGUGGCCCCGCCCACCGCCAGCUGCCAGAAACAGAGCGCGAAGCACUUAGAGGAGAAGGCCCGGUCCCCCACUGAAGCGGUGAACGGGCCCCUGGAGGUCGCCGGGACAGAAGAAGCCAAAACAGACCAGCGAGUGCCGUUGGCCGAGGCCGCAGUGAAUGGGCCGGCGUGAUGCCCCGCCCCCCCCCCCCCCCCCCCCCCCACGGGCAGCUCCGGUCCCGCCCACAGCGCACAGCUCUACUCCAGGAGCCUCCACUAGGGGGCAGUGCAGGCUCGAGCAGAGCCCGACACUGCACAAACUUCCGCAGAUCAGGACCAGCAAUAUUCUUACUAGGUUUUACAGACAGCUGUACAGGAAGUUCCAAACUGUAUGAAGAGAAUCCCGGAACGAGAAAGAAAAAAAAACACGCUCUAUCGGAUACAGAGAACUUUUUCAUUUUGUUUAUAUACUAUUGUUCUUAUGAGGUGAUCUGUCCGCUCUCGCCACUUAAAAGGUAAUAGUAAUGUUGCUAUAGUUACGAUGAUUGUAUGAAUAAAGUAUUUUAUAAAAAAUAAAAAAAAAAGAUGUAUACAGAAACUGAAAAUAUAUAACGGAAAUUAAAUAUACCAGUACCAAUUGGAACACAUAGUGUGACCAAAAAGAAUUAAGCUGUUUUUUGAUAGGGUUUACCUCUUGCACAAAAUCGGAUAUUUAAUUUCCUUCAAAGUUAAAGCAACAUCUACUAUGAAACAUGUUAAUCUGCGACUUAUGUUGGUCUUUUUUUUCUCCUUAUAUUAAGCUGAUUAUUAGGGAAACAUAUAAUUUUAAAUAUUCAACGAAGGGUUUUUUUUUUUUUUUUUUUUUUUUUUGCUACAGGUAUUAUUUGUAAAUGUUACUUGUAUCCUUGAAAACAUGAGCAAGAUUUGACAACCUUUGGUAUAGUUUUUAACUUUAUUUAUUAUUGAGAAGUAGUUGAUAAUGUUACGUUACUAAAAAGAGCCAUACGCUUGUUCUCCAGCUUGAUGAUAUUAAACUGUGCAAAAACCCC
Anguilla anguilla (European eel) is the source of this 4051-nucleotide messenger RNA. It is a transcript of the gene ppp6r3, whose product is annotated as protein phosphatase 6, regulatory subunit 3. The coding region runs from base 253 to 3195 and encodes 980 amino acids. The record is from RefSeq and is a predicted model, not a curated record. The transcript is spliced from 26 exons. NCBI's taxonomy places the organism in Eukaryota, Metazoa, Chordata, Actinopteri, Anguilliformes, Anguillidae. Gene Ontology annotation, molecular function: protein phosphatase binding; protein phosphatase regulator activity. Gene Ontology annotation, cellular component: cytosol; nucleus.